GCGUCUUGACCGAGUGCGUGGAGGUCGCCAGAAAUACAAGCGGCGGCUGGACUCAGAGAGCAGCACCUACCUGAGCUUACAGAUUUCUCCACCAGCUAAAAAGCCAUUAACCAAGAUUGUCUCAUACCUUCUGGUGGCUGAGCCGGACAAGCUCUAUGCCAUGCCUCCCCCUGGCAUGCCUGAGGGGGACAUCAAGGCCCUGACCACCCUCUGUGACCUGGCGGACAGGGAGCUCGUAGUCAUCAUUGGCUGGGCCAAACACAUCCCAGGCUUCUCGAAUCUUUCACUGGGGGACCAGAUGAGCCUGCUGCAGAGUGCCUGGAUGGAGAUCCUCAUCCUGGGCAUCGUGUACCGCUCACUCCCCUACGAUGACAAGCUGGUGUACGCCGAGGACUAUAUCAUGGACGAGGAGCACUCCCGCCUCGCCGGGCUGCUCGAGCUCUACCGGGCCAUCCUGCAGCUGGUGCGCAGGUACAAGAAGCUCAAGGUGGAGAAGGAGGAGUUCGUGACACUCAAGGCCCUGGCCCUCGCCAACUCAGACUCCAUGUACAUCGAAGACCUGGAGGCCGUCCAGAAGCUGCAGGACCUGCUGCACGAGGCGCUGCAGGACUACGAGCUAAGCCAACGCCACGAGGAGCCACGGAGGACGGGCAAGCUGCUGCUCACGCUGCCCCUGUUACGGCAGACGGCUGCCAAGGCUGUGCAGCACUUCUACAGCGUCAAACUGCAGGGCAAGGUGCCCAUGCACAAACUCUUCCUGGAGAUGCUGGAGGCCAAGGUCUGAUGGCCUGCCACACAGACCGGCUCCCAGACACAGACAGAUGGACGUACCACCACUGAAAGCUCCGCAGCCACCAGCCUCGACCUUCACCCCCUGAAUCAUGGCUAUGAGCAGUCCCAGAGGAAGGGGGAGGUCUAGCCCGCCUCCAGGUCGUGUGU
Molecule: messenger RNA, 939 nt
Organism: Choloepus didactylus (southern two-toed sloth)
Lineage: Eukaryota; Metazoa; Chordata; Mammalia; Pilosa; Megalonychidae
Product: steroid hormone receptor ERR2
Exons: 4
Coding region: 161-784 (207 amino acids)
Source: RefSeq, a predicted model, not a curated record